This is a messenger RNA of Folsomia candida, 2366 nucleotides long. RefSeq lists its product as uncharacterized. The coding region runs from base 848 to 2038 and encodes 396 amino acids. NCBI's taxonomy places the organism in Eukaryota, Metazoa, Arthropoda, Collembola, Entomobryomorpha, Isotomidae. The record is from RefSeq and is a predicted model, not a curated record. The transcript is spliced from 6 exons.
UUUUUAAUUCAUUGCAUUUAAUUAUCAAUUGUAUCGACUUCAGAUUAAAGUAUUUAAUUAAUAAUUAUUUGAACAUCAAAUAUGUCCCCCGAGAGAAGAUGGGCGACUCUUCCUCAGUCAUCACCUUAUCGUCAUCAUCAUUACAACUUGCUCGUCGUCGUCAUCUAUAUUCUCCAUCUUCCACAAGAAGAACAAGACAUCAUACAUCGGCUUAUCCUCCUUUACAACAGCAACUUUUCCCCCUCCGCCAUCUUGUUUCCCACCUUCUCGUGCCCCCUCGAAAUCUCACGACACACGACUCAUCUCAUUUGCAUCCCCUCAUAUGCCUAUCGCUCGCUCGCUCAACUGUCCCCCUUCUCCUCGACCAACUCGACGUCCUAUGCACUCGAGCCCGAGCGAUAAGGAAAUGAGGAUAUGCAAAUGAGAUAAGACAAAGGAGUCGUGAGAACUCGAGGGGGCACGCGAGGGUGGAAAGCAACAUGGCGGAGGGGAAUAAGUUGCUCGGCUGUCUUCCCCUCACCUCGACCCACUCGACGUCCAUAUAGCGGUGAGGAUGAUAUACCUUAUCCACGCUGUCUGGCUUUGUAUAGCCAGGCUUAUCAUGACGCGUCCUUCUCCUUCUUCCUCUCCACCCACGCCGGAGAGACUGAAGAUCUCUCACUCUUCGUUCUCGUCUCGACAGGAUAACAGGUUGCUUAAAUUUGUGGGUAAAUAAUUAAGCGGAAAUACAUUUACAAAAGUAUUACUAACUAGCAAUUACCCAAUUACAAAACUAGUCACCAAUUGCUGGUCUUUCUUUAGUCGUUUUCUUUAAGGAGAGAAUAGUGAAUCGCCUAUCAUCAUCAUUAUGAGUGCCAUUUGCUCAACGUGUCGUAACCCCUUCAACGAUGCAGUCGUUUCAAUUAGAUGCAGCCACUCCCCAUGCGAGGCCUUGACCGCCAUCUUUGUGAAGCCCCCCGUAAAGGAAGCAUCCACCAGAAUGCAGACCAGAUCUUCGUCCCGCAAGGAGUUUGAAGAGAAUUUGUUUGAAAAUACCAUCAAGAUGUGUCCCAAUUGCGACGAAAUGCUGGCAAUACUUUACGAUAGGUAUAAAGGAUUCGUUAACCUGAUUCAUCCUGAAUCGGAUGUCGGGAAGAAGCUGGGACAUCUUGUAAGUGAGGAGAAGAAGGACGAUUCGCCACCAACACCACCAAUUUCUCCCCCUUGUUUUACGGAUGAGUCUUCAAUUUCUCCCCUUUGUUUUACCGAGGAAUCUUUAUUGCCUCCGCCGACGGCGGCACGCAAAAUUAGUGUCGCUUGCAGGAAUGGUCGCCCAAGGAAAGUGGGGAAAACGAUUAUUGUAGAUGAUAAGUCUUCCUCAUUCACCACAUUCCGUGACCCUACUUCAACUAAGAAAGAGAAAAAAGCUGCAAAACGUCAAAUAAGCCCGGAAAGGUGUGAAACUCCAACCCAUGAAAGUCCAUAUGUAUCGCUUCCCGAUUCGCCUCCUUCAUCAGGCUCACAGCAAAAACGACAACGUCCCCAACCCAUUGACCACCAUGACGAGCCAGACAUGUUACACGAUCCUUAUUUCAACAUCCCAGAUUGUAGGAUAAUUCCCAACCAGGCAAUUUUGUUGCCAAAACUCGACUGGAUUGAGGAGCAACUCAUAUACGACUGUGGGAACGUGGUUGUUACAAAACCAGAAAUUCCUAUCGAGGAAGGGCCUGACGGGCCCAAUGUCUGUAACUCCGACGAUGACGAGGAAAUGACCCCGGUUAUGAGCACGAGGGAACUCUUUGCUACGGAGUGGUAUCGUAACGACUACUUUAUUCGAAAGUGGAAAGCUGCAGAAAGACGAAAGAUGAAAGAACAAAGCAAUUCUCUUCCUACCAACAAAGACAAAUUCGUCCAACUAAUGAACGUCGUCGUCGAGGAAGUCGAUGAAGGUCCGCUCAAGGAGGGUCGACAUGACAAUUCACCCGUCCCUUCCCUCUGCAGCGACACGUUAAGUGAAGGAGUAUGCGAUGGGGAUGACGAAGACUCGGACUGUGAGUGAAUCACAAUGAUUCUGAUAAGGCGUUAUUAUCCACUCAAAAGAAUAAAGGCGAAGGAUUAAUUUAUUAUUAUGCUUAAACAGUUUUUAACGAUAACAAGUAACAGACUUUUUAUACCGUUGUAAAUUAGUGUAUAAUUUUACAUACAUUUUUAUAUAUCGAAUAUUUUGUUUUAACACUUUAAUGUGUACUUAUGUAGUUUUUAACAGUAACAAAUAUGUAGCAGACAUUUUUAUUCCGUUAUAAUUUACUUAUAAUUCUACAUACAUUUGUAUAUAUUUAAUAUGUUGUUUUAACACUUUAAAAAGUACAUAAUUUUAAGACUGAUUU